Cryptococcus wingfieldii CBS 7118 is the source of this 651-nucleotide messenger RNA. RefSeq lists its product as hypothetical. The transcript has 2 exons. NCBI's taxonomy places the organism in Eukaryota, Fungi, Basidiomycota, Tremellomycetes, Tremellales, Cryptococcaceae. Bases 1 to 651 code for a protein of 216 amino acids. Gene Ontology annotation, biological process: GPI anchor biosynthetic process. The record is from RefSeq and is a predicted model, not a curated record. Gene Ontology annotation, cellular component: endoplasmic reticulum membrane.
AUGGCCAUCUCCCCCAUCGACACAUCCCUCUCCUUCUCCCAGCCCUCCCUCCACCCCGUUCUCACCAUCGCCUACACCCUGCCCCCGCCCACCGACAGCUGCACCCCCGCCGCAUCAUUCGCCCUCACCCUGCCUGACGCGCUCUUUGUCGACCCCGAUGAGCUUGGAGGAAAGUGGCCUAUAGCAGCAGAGCCGGAUGAGGUUGGAUCUGAUGUGUGGAUAUGGGCGCUUGAACCGUCCUCUGUGGAUAUCGAGCGGCCGUAUUCGAGAAACUCUGCGCACCACACUCUCCACAUUCGGCUGUAUCCAGCUGCGAAUAUCAAAGAGCAAGAGGUGCUAGAGGUCCCACUACAUGCGAGGUAUCUUCCUCCGAGCGAUCAAGGGGAGCGGACGCUCGUGUUUCCCGGCGAGGACGGGAGUGGGCUCCAAGCGGGCUGGGUCUGCGCAGAGUCAUUGUCUGACAACAUAAAGGCUCUAGAACUCCCACUCGUUCAUCAUCAGCCCGUGUCUUUGGCAUUACCAACCGGCAAACACGCACACCAAGAAUUUGUGGAGCUAGUCACGCCGGUUGUGAUCUGGUUGGGAUGGGCUUGGAUCAUGUGGAAGCUCUGGGGGUUGACGAAGAGAGGAACGAAAGUUAAGACGUUAUGA